CCAGUCUGGGGAUGACAUGGCUGAGAGCAGAGAUGAGACCCCAGUGGACAGUGCUCCAUCCAGUGGAAGGUUUACCAUCCGCUCGCUCAUCAGUACCGAGGACAACACCAAAUCUCAAUAUGUGCAGCAAGAGUCAACGUAUGAUACAUUUAAUCCCAAUAAUCUCACCCAUUCCAACACCUUCUACAUGAGGACCUUUGGAUACAAUACUAUCGAUGCUGUCCCAAGCUAUGACCACUACGCUAAUACGGAGGUUACUGGAGAAGUGAAGAAGGUCAGGCCUACAUUACAAGAUCUUCACUCUAUCCUAAAGGAAGAUCACCUGCAUUCUCCCGUGUAUGAAGCCAGUGUUGACUCUCCGGAUGGGGAGACUGAAAAUGUGGUGGAGAAGCCAGCAGGAGAACCAGUCAGGUUCGGAUGGAUAAAAGGAGUUAUGAUCCGCUGCAUGUUGAAUAUCUGGGGAGUGAUUCUGUACCUCCGUCUACCCUGGAUCACCGCUCAGGCUGGGAUAGCGCUAACCUGGCUUAUUAUCUUCAUUUCUGUGACGGUCACCAGCAUCACCGGGUUGUCUAUCUCCGCUAUUUCCACCAAUGGGAAAGUGAAAUCAGGUGGCACCUAUUUCCUUAUAUCUAGAAGCCUGGGACCUGAGCUGGGAGGAUCUAUUGGCCUGAUAUUUGCAUUUGCAAAUGCUGUGGCCGUUGCCAUGCACACAGUCGGCUUUGCAGAGACUGUGAGAGAUCUGUUGCGGGAUUAUGACUCAACCAUUGUAGACCCAGUUAAUGACAUCCGAAUUAUUGGCAUCAUUACUGUCGUGGCACUUCUAGGAAUCUCUCUGGCUGGCAUGGAGUGGGAGGCAAAGGCUCAGAUACUUUUUUUCAUUGUCAUCAUGAUUUCAUUUGCAAACUACCUAGUUGGGACGGUCAUUCCUGCCACAGAAGAAAAGAAGGCAAAAGGCUUCUUCGGCUAUCGAGCUGAUAUUUUUGCUGAGAACUUUGUGCCGGAGUGGAGAGGACAAGAUGGCUCCUUCUUUGGAAUGUUCUCCAUCUUCUUCCCAUCAGCUACUGGAAUCCUGGCUGGAGCCAACAUCUCUGGAGACUUGAAGGAUCCAGCUGUGGCUAUCCCCAAAGGUACCCUGAUGUCCAUUUUCUGGACCACGGUGUCCUAUCUAAUCAUUUCUGCAACUAUUGGCUCCUGUGUAGUUCGAAAUGCAUCUGGAAAUGUGAAUGACACAUUUAUAGAUGGAGCCACAAAUUGUGUUGGGCUGGCAUGUGGAUAUGGGAUGAACUUCACUGACUGUACUUUAAAACAGAACUGUAAAUACGGACUUACAAAUCAAUACCAGACAAUGAGCAUGGUGUCAGGAUUUGCCCCUCUGGUAACUGCAGGGAUUUUUGGUGCCACGUUAUCAUCCGCUCUGGCUUGUCUGGUCUCAGCACCAAAGGUGUUCCAGUGCCUCUGUAAGGACAACCUCUACCCACUGAUUGGAUUUUUUGGGCAAGGCUAUGGGAAGAACAAUGAACCUAUCCGUGGAUAUCUGCUCACCUUCCUCAUUGCAUCUGCAUUUAUCCUCAUUGGUGAACUAAACACCAUUGCACCAAUCAUCUCUAAUUUCUUCCUGUGUUCAUAUGCCUUGAUUAAUUUUAGCUGUUUUCAUGCAUCUAUAACUAAUUCACCAGGCUGGAGACCGUCAUUUAAAUAUUACAGUAAAUGGGCAUCACUGUUUGGAGCGGUAGCAUCUGUGGUUAUCAUGUUCCUGUUGGCUUGGGAGUGUGCCCUGAUCGCUAUUGGUAUAGUCAUCUUUCUGCUGGCCUACGUCUUGUACAAGAAGCCUGCGGCAAACUGGGGUUCCUCUGUGCAAGCUGGAUCCUACAACAUGGCUCUGUCCUACUGUGUGGGACUCAAUCAAGUAGAAGAACAUAUUAAAAAUUUCAGGCCUCAGUGUUUAGUCCUGACUGGACCUCCCAAUUUCCGACCGGCUCUUGUGGAUUUUGUGGGGACUUUUACAAAAAAGCAAAGCCUAAUGAUGUGUGGAAAUAUAAUUAUUGGGCCACGAAAACAGAAACUCCAGGAACUGAACCCAGAAGGUCACAUCAAGUGGUUGAACAAGAGAAAAAUUCGAGCCUUUUAUACAGGUCUGAUUGCUGAAGAUCUGCGCAGUGGAGCUCAAAUGCUGAUCCAGGCAGCUGGGUUAGGUCACAUGAAACCGAAUGUCCUGUUUUUGGGAUAUAAGAAGAACUGGCAUACAUCUCACCCAAGAAACGUGGAAAGCUAUGUGGCAAUGCUUCACGAUGCAUUUGACUUUAACUUCGGGUUGUGUGUGCUGAGGAUGAAAGAUGGUCUAAACAUGUCUCGUGUCAUGCAGGCUCACAUCAAUCCUGUGUUUCAACAAAUGGAGGAACCAAAACUGAAAGAAGGGGAGAAGGGAGAUAACUGCAUGGCCCAAGGGACAUUGGAUCCCGAGGCUGUCACUGCUGAACAACAAGCAAGCACAAUCUUCCAGGUUAACCAGGGAAAGAAGACCGUUGAUAUAUACUGGUUGUUUGAUGAUGGAGGUCUAACGCUGCUUAUCCCCUACCUACUGAGCCGCAAGAAGAGAUGGGCAAAUGUCAAAAUUCGAGUAUUUGUGGGAGGACAGAUCAACAGGAUGGAUGAAGAGCGCAAAGCGAUGAUUGCUUUGCUCAGUAAGUUCAGAAUUGUGUUCCAUGAAGUGCAUGUUCUGCCAGAUAUCAACCAGAAGCCUCGGCCAGAGCAUGUGAAGCGUUUUGAAGAUCUCAUUGCUCCUUACAUGCUGAAUGAUGGCUUUAAGGAAGAGCUCAUAGUAAAUGAGAUGAAGCGUGAGUGUCCCUGGAAGAUCUCCGAUGAUGAAAUCAAGAAGAACAGGGCCAAGUCUUUGAGACAAAUCAGACUGAAUGAGGUGCUGCUGGAUUAUUCUCGAGAUGCUGCUCUUAUUGUUGUAACAAUGCCCAUUGCCAGGAAGGGGAAAUGCCCCAGUUCCCUGUAUAUGGCCUGGCUGGAAACAUUGUCCCAAGACCUGAGACCACCCGUCCUACUAGUCAGAGGAAACCAGAAUGAUGUUCUGACAAUGUACUGUCAAUAAGAAGAGAACCAGAACCACUCUCCAAGUCCCAGCUUCAACCAGUGAAAGUGGAUACAGAUU
Messenger RNA from Nanorana parkeri, 3157 nucleotides. It is a transcript of the gene SLC12A3, whose product is annotated as solute carrier family 12 member 3. The coding region runs from base 17 to 3097 and encodes 1026 amino acids. Gene Ontology annotation, biological process: chloride transmembrane transport; chloride ion homeostasis; sodium ion homeostasis. The record is from RefSeq and is a predicted model, not a curated record. The transcript has 26 exons. NCBI's taxonomy places the organism in Eukaryota, Metazoa, Chordata, Amphibia, Anura, Dicroglossidae. Gene Ontology annotation, cellular component: membrane. Gene Ontology annotation, molecular function: sodium:potassium:chloride symporter activity.